Alternaria postmessia is the source of this 3036-nucleotide messenger RNA. RefSeq lists its product as uncharacterized. Gene Ontology annotation, molecular function: ubiquitin protein ligase activity. The transcript has 5 exons. Lineage: Eukaryota; Fungi; Ascomycota; Dothideomycetes; Pleosporales; Pleosporaceae. Gene Ontology annotation, biological process: protein polyubiquitination. Bases 1 to 3036 code for a protein of 1011 amino acids. The record is from RefSeq and is a predicted model, not a curated record.
AUGAAUACGACGGAGGGUCAACGCGAUGCUCCGCACAAUGCUGUACAUGUGCACGACGCCAGCCGCAUCCUGGAAUGCUCACAAACCGAGAGACAGCGUCGUGUCCAGUAUCUUGUCAGACACUACUUGUCCCAGAUCCUCCAUGGCUGUAAGAGCGCUUACUGCGAUACCCCUACGUGCCUCUCGUCGAGCAAGCGCACUGCUUCCAAGCCCCAUCGUCCACCCACGCUGCUCACCGCUGUCGCCCUAGCACACUACCUUGCCGGUCAAGAUAAUCCCAAUCGUGGUUUGUGCCCUCACCAACUCAAAACCCCUCCCGAGUCAUUCGAGAUCGCAAGCAGUCUUGCGGAACAAGUUAGGGUCGACUCGGCUGGGAACUACGCUGUGUACCCUGCGAUAGGGCAGUUGGCACAACAACGUCAGCAGAGCUUUGCAGGAAGCAGCUCUGGCGAUGGAGCUGCAACUCAAGCAGAAGGGCUCGAUGGCGACUUGAUAAGCGCCCUUAGGCAGCGACAGCGAGUUAGGAAGGACCCGAAGGCUCUUAGUCAGAACUUCUCUACCCGGACAGCACCUGGCGUACCUAUAGUACCGAAACUGAGUUGCGACAUCCUUGACAAGCUCAAGGAAGACGUUCUACGCUACGGCGACAGCCGCUCUACUGACUUGAACUACAUUGUCGACUUCGACCCUGGGCGGCGAACUCGACGUGCCAAACCACUUGUCAAUCGGUCUUUGUUUUAUGCUCUAAGCGAUCCACAAAAGCUCCUUGCGUCUUUCCAUGAUGCCAACCCAGGCUUCAAAGACUCACCUCUACCACAUCUUGACUCGUCGCGCUUAGUGAACUCCUUCCAUGGUUGGAACCAUCGCAACGGUGCGCUCAUAUUCGAUAGCCUCUGGCUUGCGUUGGAGGCUCUGUUUACCUGUCCACCGGAGCUUGUCGUCCAGAAGAGUCCUCGCCUAAGACCUUCAAGGAAGGGCGCUUCCACAGAUAGUCAACCGGGCAAACCGACUGGUACUCAGGACGAUAAAGCUGAAGCCUCGCGUUAUCUUGACACAAAUGAAGCUGCCCAUAUUGUUAUGAUUUGCAUACAUGCACUCACCUCACUAGUACCAGUCGGGUGGCCACACACGUGGGCACAAAUUCGUAAGCUGCGAUCCUGGGGCGUCAUGGUGCCGGACGCGGCUCCUCAUCCUGACAAAUUUGUGCAUCCGUACAUGGAGAUCAUUGAUGAGUUAGAGUAUGAGCCAGCGAUUCGUCUUGCCGAUCGGUUACUUCGUGCUAUUGGAGCACGAACUUGCUUCGAGCACAUACUGGCAAGCUUGGAUGGCGACGCAGAUACGACUGGGUCCAGCACAACACUAAUGGGUGUUGUUAUAGAGCACUUAGAAGUGUUGGAGCGCAUUAGUAUGGCUAUGAAACUAAGAUUGACUUCCAAUCAUGAUCUGGGCGGAGACCCUGGAUGGACUGUUACAGCCACAUUCAUGGAGUGGCUCCGGACUAUUAUCGUUAAGAAGUGGGAAAGCAAGGCUGAGAUAAACAAAUGGAGUAGUGUUGGUACAGCUGUAAUGAUCCUCGACAAGCUUCAUUCGAGACAACAAGCUUUGUACUUGAACUCCAAAAUGUUCGAGAUGCCAAUACUUCACGAGCGAAUAGACACCGUGAACGAGCCUAUCAACUACCUUACAUGGGAGCAUCAUCCCAACACUCUACAUAUCUUUGAGUACCCUUGUCUCUUCUCCAAGCAACACCUUGUGGCUUACUUUCGCACAAUCAACUUCACGGAGAUGAUGAAGCAGUACGACCACACCAUGCGCACCCAUCAAAUGCAAAGAUCGCUAGAGAUGUUCCUACAAGAACCUUAUUGGUGGGAGAUUAAGAGACGAACCAAGGUAACACUUAGCGAUUACCUGGUGCUGGAUGUUAGUCGCGAGGAACCACUAAAGGAUACACUGGAUCAGUUAUGGGGCCAGGACAAGAGGAUGCUUCUCAAGCCGCUGAAGGUCAAGAUGGGCCACAAGCAAGGAGAAGUUGGUCUAGACCACGGCGGCGUGACGUACGAGUUCUUCCGCGUAGUCUUGAGCGAAGCAUUCAGGCCUGAAAACGGUAUGUUCACAAUCGAUCCGCAGACACGUAUGACGUGGUUUCAACCACAAAGUCUGGAACCCAAAUGGAAGUUUGAGAUGCUCGGCAUACUCUUCAGUCUUGCUGUAUACAAUGGCAUCACUCUGCCCAUCACUUUUCCUCUUGCUUUCUAUGACUGCCUCCAAAGUGUGGGCAAUCCGCUCUGCAAACGUGUGGUUGAUUACGACGCACUGGGCUAUAUAAGAGACGGCUGGCCGAGCCUGGCUGAGGGCUUCCAGAAGCUCUUAUCCUGGCGCGAUGGCGACGUUUCAGACGUCUUUAUGCGCGAGUACAUCUUCAGUUACGAAGCCUUCGGCCAAAUCGUCAACCAGAACCUUUCUCACGAAUCCGCUUCCAUCACAACACCUCCAGAACCAUCGCAAGAAGAACCGGAUCUAGUCACAAACACCAAUCGAGAACAGUACGUUCGAGCCUAUGUCCGCGCUCUAACCUACGAUUCGAUCGCCCCACAACUUACCUCCUUCAUCCGUGGCUUCCUUACCUGCAUCAACGCCAAAUCGCUCCAACUCUUCACCCCUUCCACACUCCGCCACCUCAUCGAAGGCACACAGCACAUCUCUAUCUCCGAUCUUAAACGCUGCGCAAAGUACGAAGACGGAUACACCGCGUCCCACUCCAACAUCCGCGCUUUCUGGGACGUGGUAGAGGAUUACAGUCAAGAGGACUUACGGCACUUGCUGGAGUUCGUGACGGCAAGUGACCGGGUACCGGUUACGGGGUAUGAGAGUAUUACGUUCCAUAUUGUGAGGAUCGCGGGCGCGGAAUCAGGGGGCUUGCCGAGUAGUUCGACCUGCUUUGGUAAACUCUACUUGCCGGAUUAUCAAGACAAGAAAAUUUUGGAAAAGAAACUGGGAUUGGCGAUUAGGAACUCAAAGGGGUUUGGGAAUGUGUAG